AUGGCACUCAUAGGCCUAGUAUGCUUGGUUACAAUUACCUUAUACAUUUGCUACAAAUCGCUUGUUCGCUCCAACCGCUCGACAUUACCCCUUCCUCCUGGGCCAACGCUUCUAAAUCCAGGCGCAAUCCCACAAAAGGAAAUAUGGCUGACCUUUAGAAAAUGGCACCAAGAGCACGGUCCUAUCGUAAGCCUGAAACUCGGAGUCCAGACGAUCAUUAUUCUGGGGAGCCACCGAAUCGCCCGGGACCUGCUGGACAAGCGCGGCAGCUUGUACAGCACUCAUAUUCAGUCAGUAUACGUCAACAAAUAUAUCGCAAAGGGCCUGCAGCCGGUCUUCAUGGAAUACGGACCAGAGUGGAAGCUUCAUCGACGGCUCCACACAACGUUUCUCAGUCCUCAAUUCACUCGAGCUUGCCAGGCCCUUUUGGAUACCCAAAGCAAGAAGACUUUGCACCGCCUGUUGUCAACAAACGACUUUGGGUCGUGUUUCCACCAUUAUGUCUCUAAUGUAAUGUUCAACUUGGCAUAUGGAAAAGAUGUUGACGAGGAGAAUAAGAGUGAUCAGGAGCACAUGGACAAGAUGUUCGAAUCACUAACCAGCGCAACCUCGGUGAUGACUUUCUUGGUUGACAUAUUCCCAAUCCUUGACCGACUUCCAAAAUUGUUCUCCCGGUGGAAAGCCAACGGCGAAAGAAGCCACAAUAAUGUAAAGAAUGCAUUCAUCAAGUGCAUUCAAUCCGCUCUGCAACAGGACACUUGGAACUGGAGCAAGGAAGCCUUCAGCAGGAAGGAAAGUAAAGACUUCUCCCUAGAACAGCUCGCUUUCAGUAUCGGGGAGGUCUACAUAGCUGGGAGCCACACCACCGACUCAACCCUGCGGAUAGCUGUUAUGGCCAGUUUACUCUACCCCGAUGCUAUGCGCCAAGCACAAAGAGAAUUGGACCAGGUUGUGGGCUCACAGAGGCUCCCAUCAUUCGAGGACCAGGAUAAACUCCCGUACGUCAAUGCAUUCAUCUCCGAAGUACUCCGGUGGAGACCAAUGGCCCCGGUCGGUGGACCCCGAACACUCUCCGAGGAUGAUGAGUACAUGGGGUAUUUCCUUCCAGCCGGUGCCACGAUCAUUGCGAAUCAAUGGGAAAUGGAUAUGGACGAGAGUAUUUUCGAAGACGCCCCGUCGUUCAAGCCCGAGAGAUGGAUCCAGAACCCCGACCUUCCUCUUUCGGCCUUUGGCUUUGGCAGAAGAAUAUGCCCGGGACAAUACUUUGCACGGUCCUCUCUGUUCAUCGCGAUAGCGCGCAUGCUUUGGGCGUAUGACAUAGAUUGUCCAGUAACGAGCACCUUGGAGGAUGUGAAGGCGGCAGACCGGUCGGAGAAUUUCGGCGUGAUAUUUACACUUCCACCCUUUGAGGCUUCGUUCCGCGUGCGAAGCCCUGAACGUCAACAGAUUAUUGAACAGGGGUGGCAAACGGCGAAUAAGGACUGUAACGAUUUAUUAAAAGCAAUUGGACACGACGCCUUUACUCCUACAAAACGGUAG
Molecule: messenger RNA, 1539 nt
Organism: Aspergillus pseudotamarii
Lineage: Eukaryota; Fungi; Ascomycota; Eurotiomycetes; Eurotiales; Aspergillaceae
Product: cytochrome P450
Exons: 1
Coding region: 1-1539 (512 amino acids)
Molecular function (GO): oxidoreductase activity, acting on paired donors, with incorporation or reduction of molecular oxygen; heme binding; monooxygenase activity
Source: RefSeq, a predicted model, not a curated record